CAGAAUCAACACGUGGAUUCAUAUUAGUACAUCGUUUUGUGAACAAAAAAAUGUAAUAAUCAACGUACACAAUUAAUCUUCCUUUUCGCCUGUUUUGAAGAAUAGCUCGAUAGGAAAAUGUUCCAUUUGUCUCUGUUUUAUUUUUCUAUACUCUCUGUAAAAAAGUUUAAAACAAGCACAGUUUAUCAAAGGUAUACACGAUAUAAUCUCAUUAAAACGAGACAACAUACUUGGCAAUGGAAAAUAGGGGAAAAUGUAUGCAUGGUAACUUCAUAACAGGUAACAUUCGUAGGAUUAUUUACCAUCAUGAAUGCAAAAACCGAAAGGGACAUGUUCGGGUUUCUUUUGUAGUGGUGAAUAAUAUGUCACUUGCACUGGAUGCAGUUUUAUUCCGAUCCGCAUCCUGAGUAAAGUAAGGUAGAACAUAAUAAAGAGAGAUAGACGGCGUGUAAAAAGGGGAAACACAGAACAGCGUGAAAAAGACAGUAAUGAAUAACGUUGGUUUGCUUAUGGUAAGGAGUAAUGUUUAUCAUCAAAAUGAAUCAGUUUUGUUCCAGACACCAUCCAGAUUAGAUGUUUAUAUAGUAAGGUGUUUUUGCAAAUCUAAAAGGUGUAACAAUCGCGUCAUUCUAUCGCAUUUCCUUCUACGAACGAAAAUUUCGUUAAAAACCGUGUAAAAAAAGCCGUUGAUGGCGGGUCCAUUUUUAUCUCCAAUGCCUGGAGAUCUUCUCACGGAAUACAUGUUUGGUAGACGUCGUCAGCGACGGAAUCGCACCACGUUCACACCACAACAGCUUCAGGAAUUAGAACAGUUGUUUCAAAAAACACAUUAUCCAGAUGUGUUUUUGCGUGAAGAAGUCGCACUACGGAUUAAUUUGAGUGAAGCACGAGUUCAGGUUUGGUUCCAAAAUCGUCGAGCAAAAUGGAGGAAACAAGCGCGGUUACAAUUAUUACAAGAUGCAUGGCGUAUGCGUUGUUUGAGCAUGGGAAAUGCACAAAUAAUCAUAGCCUGUGAGUCGCAAUCUGCAACCAACAACAGCACCGUGAUCAACACCAACAACAACAAUAACAGCAAUAGUAAUAAUAAUAAUAAUAAUGAAACAAAUAAAACAAUAAUCGAUACAAAGACUACGCAGAAUACAGCAACCCAGGAACUUAUGCAAGAAACAGUAUUUAUUACGCAAUCACCUUAUCAAAGUACAACCGAUCGAGAUGGCAGCUCAGGAGGCAGUAGUAAUUUAACGCUCGCACACCAUAACAAAUCGAAUAAUAUUGAGAAGUUAGUUGCAAAACAAUGCGUCAAUGAAACCAGUCCUUCUAAACAAAAGCCCGAUGAGUUAUCAUUCGAACAUAAUCGUUUUCAUCACAAAGAAAGUAAGAUAUACAAAGGAAGUAACAGGAAAGAGACACGACCGUUGCAUAUAGAAAUGAGCUAUUCGAACUCCAGCGACACAUCUAGUAACUCUGAAGAAAUAGAUCUUACUAGUAACUUAGGGUGCAUCGAUUAUUCCAAUUCAAAUGUUAAUAAAAAUUGAUCUUAAGCUUUCAUAUAACAAUAAGCUAAAAAUAAUAUUAACAGUAGUUUUGCAAUUACAUUGCGCAUUACUAGCAUUGUACGGGCGAAGCAUAUGAUUCUAUAUAAGAACGACGAGCGUACACAUGGUAUUGUGUUGUGGUAAGCGCGCAAUUUAUGCUUGUUUUUCCUCUGUUGCACGUGAUCUUUCAAGUCCGGAUUGGACAGAGUCUGCGCACACAGCUAAACCUAUAUUUAAAUAGAUCUCCCUGGAGUUCCAAAUUAACUUUCCAUAAACAUCUCACAGCAAUUCUCACUAUUGUACUGUAAAAAUAGAAUGUUUUAAUUGUUUUUCAUGGCAUCUCUCAUGGCAUUGUAAUAACUAAUUUUGAUCAUCAUUUUACUAUCAUAAUGUCUAAUAAAAAUAAUACAAUUGAAAAGCAGUACAUGGGAUUCUUACUUUAAAUCCAAAAAUAAGCAGACAGAAUUAAUUAAAUUUAAUUUGUUUUAUAAGCGUUUAGGUGGUACGUUCUACUUUAAUGAAAUGAGAGCAAAAAAUUAUGUAUUAGAAAAUUCUUUCCGCUGGUUACAUUUUAGGUUAUUUAAAAUAAAAAAAGAUAUUAAAACAUAUUUUAAUGGCUUUCAUCUUUUACUUUGAAAUCAAGCCUGCUCAAUCUGGAUCUUUUUCAAAAUUUAGGAUCACUAAUAAAAAGGAAAAAAUCAGAGGUUUAAUUAACCGCUCAUAGUAAUUGUGUGCACAUGUGAUUGCGUUAUAUAUUGUAUCCCUGUCUGAUUCUUUAUAUUCUUUAACUCUAUGAAAAAAGUAAAAAUAAAGGUACAAACAAAAGCUAUGUCUAUAACAGUGCGCAACCGCCAAGACCAUGUAGCGACGUGAUAUGUAUCAGAGUAUAGUGCUCCCUUGAUAUUCUGCCUUUCGAAAUCGACGAACAGACAAAAAUAACUUUGAGGAAUAUUAUAAGAAAAUUUCUAAUAUAGAGUAAUUUGAAAAUGACGUGAAAAGUACAAUAGAGUACUGAAUAGUGAAUUAUUAUAUUGAAUAUCAAUAUUGAAUUCGAAUUUGCUUUUGAAACAGAUAACUACUAUACACAGUAAUUCAUACCCGUUCUGUGUUUCUUUCUAGAUUGUAGAUAUGUUUAACUCUCACUUUUCGCCUCUCCUCCUCCGCUCCUCCUCACUCUACCACCUAAAAACGGAACUGAUUAUUCGAUUUUUAUUAGCAGGAAAAUGCCGACAAGGGGCGUAGAAAGAAAUAUGAUUGUAUUAAACUUUUAAGAACAAUACGUAAUAAGAAUCAUCAUUCAAUAGUGCUCUCUCGCAUAGAAUAAAAACAAACUUUAGUCAUUAAUUCUAACCGAGAAAUUACAGUAAUUUUCUCUAUACAGCUCUAUCACACACUCGAUGAGGUGUUCAAGAUUACUUAUAUGACCUCAUUCUAGUGUAUCACACAUUUUCUUAUCAGCUUACAUUCGUUCUACUUGCAACGUUUUCAAGUGUUACCUUACAGUUCGUUCCGAAAGGUUGAAUAUAUUGCAGCUACUGUGGAGCACUUAUCAACAGUACCAUUUGGACGUGUUAUGUGACCGGUUGCCUACUUUGAGCAUAAAGUGAUAUCGUAUUGUGAAUAAAGUGAUACACAUUAAAGGUAUGAUUCUACAGGAAAUAAGUUUAAUUGUAUAGUUUGGUACUUAGCUGGUGCAAUUUUACUGAUAAGUAAAAUUAUUCGUGGUAUAUUGUAUAUUGUUCGUAAUAAAAUUUUGUAUAAUGUA
This is a messenger RNA of Anopheles funestus (African malaria mosquito), 3300 nucleotides long. Its product is annotated as homeotic protein ocelliless. The transcript is spliced from 3 exons. Lineage: Eukaryota; Metazoa; Arthropoda; Insecta; Diptera; Culicidae. The coding region runs from base 690 to 1535 and encodes 281 amino acids. The record is from RefSeq and is a predicted model, not a curated record. Gene Ontology annotation, molecular function: RNA polymerase II transcription regulatory region sequence-specific DNA binding; DNA-binding transcription factor activity, RNA polymerase II-specific. Gene Ontology annotation, biological process: regulation of transcription by RNA polymerase II.